Messenger RNA from Paramecium pentaurelia, 1035 nucleotides. NCBI's taxonomy places the organism in Eukaryota, Ciliophora, Oligohymenophorea, Peniculida, Parameciidae. The record is from the annotation of a GenBank genome assembly.
AUGCAAAAAAGAAUCUUAAAUAAUCUCUUACAAGAUAAAAGAUAUAUAAAAAAACAAUAGACUUUUCGAGAAUCUAAGUAAAUAGAUAGUUUUCCAAUUUUGAUAAGAAAUAAAAGUUGUGAAUGUUAAGAAUGUGGAGGAGGAAUUAAAAAAUAAUUAGAAGAGUAUUAAUUAGGAUAAGUAAAUGAAUCAAAGUUUGUACCUAAGUUAAUUGCUUAACAUGAAAAUAUUAAGUAUUGUGAUAUUUCAUAAUCACAUGAAUUAAAAAUAACAAAGUACAUUUGAAAAUUAUUGGUUCUUAGAAAUUUAUUUUAUUUAAUUACACCAAAGAAAAUAGUACUACAACAAAAUACUAGCCUAACAGAAUAACCAUUAAUUAGUCCUACAUUAGAAUAACCUAAAAGGAAUAUACAAAAAUUGCAUAGACUCAUUGAAAAAUAUGACUACAAGGUUGAAUCAAAUGUAUAAUAAAUUUGUAAAACUAUGCCAGAUACCAUAUCUAUUCCAAUAUAAAAAGUUAAAAUUUAAAGAUAGAAAACAAAAUAAUAUUCAUUUAUAAGACUUUUACCUCUAGAAGAUGAAGACGAUAACUAAAAUAUUAAUAAUGCAAAUUCUUCAAAUUCAUAAUAAAAAACUCCACUUAGAGUUUAAGUAUAUAAAGAAUUAAAAGGAAGUUCUAUUUUAUAAUAACUAUAAACUCCUAUAUUUAGAAAGUCUAAGUUUAAUAAAAAUUAAAUAAUAGAUUUUGAAGAUGGGAUGAGAAAAGCAAUGGAGAAAAUUAAAGAAAUGGAUGAAGUAUCAAAUACUAGUAAAAUGAUAAGUACUUAAAUAAAUGAUGAAAAUAAGACUAAAAGCAGAGGAUCAUUAUUAUUAAAGUCUUUUUUAGAUUGCACAAGAUAAAUAGAUAAGGAUCCAAAUAUCAUUAAAUAGUUAGAUGUAUUUUUGAGGCCUGAAUCUAGACAAUAAAAAUAAAUGCUGCAAUCUAAAACAUUUUCAUAUUAAAAAAUUUAUUUACCAAAAUUAAAUAAAAAAUGA